Myripristis murdjan (pinecone soldierfish) is the source of this 1877-nucleotide messenger RNA. It is a transcript of the gene oxtrb, whose product is annotated as oxytocin receptor b. Gene Ontology annotation, molecular function: oxytocin receptor activity; vasopressin receptor activity; peptide binding. Gene Ontology annotation, cellular component: plasma membrane. The transcript is spliced from 2 exons. Lineage: Eukaryota; Metazoa; Chordata; Actinopteri; Holocentriformes; Holocentridae. The record is from RefSeq and is a predicted model, not a curated record. Gene Ontology annotation, biological process: cellular response to hormone stimulus; positive regulation of vasoconstriction; regulation of systemic arterial blood pressure by vasopressin. Bases 136 to 1320 code for a protein of 394 amino acids.
UGAAAGAGUGAGUAGCCGACAAAGAUCCUGUCGUCUGGCCAGGAAAGUGCGUGGGGCCACCAUUACUGACAGAAGUUCAGAAUCUGCGCUUGUGAUGUGACAAUUGGCUGCGCCAAAGUGGCGCUUUUACGCACGAUGGAGGAGCUCCUACGGGAACAAAAUAUUUGGGCAGUGAAUGCUUCAUGGGGUAACUCAAGUCGGGGGAACGACAGCCACUUGGGGAACAGCACAGUGAAUCCUCUGAAACGAAAUGAAGACGUGGCCAAAGUGGAGGUCACUGUCCUGGUCCUGGUGCUGCUGCUCGCACUGGCAGGCAACCUUUGCGUUCUGCUGGCUAUCCACACCACCAAGCACAGCCAGUCUCGGAUGUAUUACUUCAUGAAGCACCUGAGCAUCGCAGACCUUGUUGUUGCGGUCUUUCAGGUACUGCCGCAACUAAUUUGGGAUAUCACCUUUCGCUUCUAUGGCCCAGAUUUGCUGUGCAGGCUGGUCAAAUACCUGCAGGUCGUCGGCAUGUUCGCAUCCACCUACAUGCUCGUCCUGAUGUCCAUAGACAGGUGCUUAGCAAUAUGUCAGCCACUUCGCUCUUUGCGCAAGAGAAAGGAUCGCUUCUAUGUUAUCGCCUCUUGGAUGCUGAGCUUAAUAUUCAGUACUCCUCAAGUGUACAUAUUUUCUCUGAGGGAGGUAGGCAAUGGAGUGUAUGACUGCUGGGGGGACUUUGUUCAACCAUGGGGCGCCAAAGCAUAUGUCACGUGGAUAAGUCUUACUAUUUACAUCAUCCCAGUGGCAAUUUUAAGCAUCUGCUAUGGCUUGAUAAGUUUUAAAAUAUGGCAGAACUUUAAAUUAAAAACUAAAAGGGAGCACUGCCUGUCUCUCACACCGAAGGCGUCCAAAGGGACGUCGCUCUCUCGUGUGAGCAGCGUGAGGCUCAUCUCAAAAGCCAAGAUCCGUACAGUGAAAAUGACUUUUGUAAUAGUCCUUGUCUACAUUGUGUGUUGGACUCCGUUCUUCUUUGUCCAGAUGUGGUCUGCAUGGGAUCCCGCUGCACCAAGAGAAGACAUGGCCUUUAUCAUUGCCAUGCUGUUGGCCAGUCUCAACAGCUGCUGUAACCCCUGGAUCUACAUGUUCUUCGCUGGGCAUCUGUUCCACGACCUGAUGCAGUGUUUCAUCUGCUGCUCCAGCCAGUACCUGAGAGCCUCGCCCUGUGAGCAGCGGUGCAGCCACAAGAGCAGCUCCUCCACCUUCGUCAUCAAGAACACCAGCAGCCAGAAGAGCCUGACGCAGACUUCCAGUACAGGAGCACCCGGCCAGACCAACUGAAGGCCAUCCAAGUUCCCCAUAGUCGAGUUAUCUGGCCCAUUUAAUCCCCACUACUACUGCUGGCCACUGCUACAUGUUUGAUUAAUGUUUCAAAGAGAAAUCAACAGACAAAUCAUGGCAUAAGACCCUUGUGCAAACCAUUGCUUGCAUAUUACUGAUAACGGAGAAAAGAACACAAUUUCGCUAUGUUAAAUUAAAGGUGAAGCUACUAUACCAGCUACAUCUGUGGUUAACGUCUCUCUGGCGUUUGAACACUCUCUGCACAAGAAUGUGCGUCCUUGGCUUUCCCGAAACAUCACUCUCCCAGUGGACAUGUGUAUAUUUGAACAGGGGUCCUCCAAACCAUAUUCACCUCCCCAGCAUAAGUUCAUUGCAUUUGCAGCCGUUUGUAAGGCACGUUCAUUACUGUCCGAGUCCAGCUCGUUGUCAAGAUUUAUCGUCUGCCUCGCUGAGCAACCAUGAACAUUUUAUUCCUCAUAUGUGCUUCAGUCUUUCGGUGUUUGUUUUGCAAGAUUGUUCCCCAGAUUAACGUCCUGAUUUGAACUUUCGCGACACAA